Anopheles nili is the source of this 2106-nucleotide messenger RNA. RefSeq names its product chitooligosaccharidolytic beta-N-acetylglucosaminidase (gene Hexo1). The transcript has 3 exons. Gene Ontology annotation, cellular component: membrane. Bases 55 to 1878 code for a protein of 607 amino acids. Gene Ontology annotation, molecular function: beta-N-acetylhexosaminidase activity. Gene Ontology annotation, biological process: ganglioside catabolic process; glycosaminoglycan metabolic process; carbohydrate metabolic process. The record is from RefSeq and is a predicted model, not a curated record. NCBI's taxonomy places the organism in Eukaryota, Metazoa, Arthropoda, Insecta, Diptera, Culicidae.
UCCAGAACCGGCAGCAAACGAUACCAUAAGGAGAGUUCCAAUAUCGCGGACACGAUGAGUUGUGGGCGUUUCGUAGCGACUGCUUUUAUUGGGCUGUUGUGUUUUACCACGGCAGCCUAUUCGGAAGACGACGCCGUGUGGGGCUAUCAAUGUGUCAACGAUCGCUGUGUUAAAACGGCGAUAUCCAGUGCGUCUUACCCAAAGGAGAAAGCCAUUAGCUUACCAGCAUGCCGGCUAUUUUGUGGCCCCGCAGUCGGCCUCGUCUGGCCAUUGCCUUCUGGGGAUGUCAGCAUGAAAAAUGAUAUUGCACACAUCGAUCCGGAUCAGAUAUGGUUCGAAUGGAAUGAAAACUUCCACGCUCUUGUUCCGCUGUGGGAAGCGAACAAGGAACGGUUCCGAAAGCAACUGAAAACCAGAGCACAGGGUGCGAAGCUGAAGAGCGGCGGUAGAGCUUUGCGCAUCAAGAUCAACGUCGAGAAUGAUUCGGUCACCUUAAACUACGCAACUGACGAAAGCUACAAGCUAGUCAUUGCAAGUGGUACGGACGGAGAGCUUCUGGCGACAAUCACUGGUAAAACGUUUUUCGGCGCACGACACGGGUUAGAAACGUUAUCACAGUUGAUCUGGCUCGAUGAAAUCCGCAACGAACUGCAGAUGGUUGUUGAAAUGAACCUUAGCGAUGCACCGGCUUAUCCCCACCGUGGGCUGGCUCUGGAUACUUCCCGAAACUUCAUUGACGUCGUAUCGCUCCGUCGUACGAUUGACGGCAUGGCCAUGGUAAAGCUGAACGUGUUCCACUGGCAUAUUACGGAUUCACAGAGCUUCCCGUUGGAGAUUAAAUCGCGCCCAACGCUACACACGUAUGGUGCGUAUAAUCGACGCAACGUGUAUACGCUCGAAGAUGUGCGCGAGCUGGUACAGUACGCGCUGGAGCGUGGUAUUCGCAUUAUUCCCGAACUUGACGCACCAGCACACGUGGGCGAAGGCUGGGAAAAGCUCGGAGUGACGGCGUGCUUCAACUACCAACCUUGGGAAAAUUAUUGUGUCGAGCCGCCAUGCGGUCAGCUUGAUCCCACGAAGAGUGAGGUAUACGAUAUCUUGGAUGAUGUUUACCGAGAGAUGAACGCUAUGUUCGAUCGAUCUGAUGUGUUCCAUAUGGGUGGGGACGAGGUGUCCAUUCGAUGCUGGAACGCCACGGGUAGCAUUCAGAAGUGGAUGAAUGACCAAGAAUGGGGUUUAACUGAGCAGGACUUCAUGAAGCUGUGGAACUACUUCCAGACGGAAGCGCUUCGUCGGCUGGACCAAACAUUGCCCGCUGGAGAAAAACGUCCCAUCGUCAUGUGGACAAGUAAGCUCACGGAAUCGCCCUAUCUGGAGCAGUACCUCGACAAAGAUCGCUACAUCAUUCAAGUGUGGACCACUGGUAACGAUAGCAAAGUGAGUAACCUGCUGGAGAAAGGAUACCGAUUGAUCAUGUCGAAUUACGACGCACUUUACCUGGACUGCGGCUUUUCCGGGUGGGUAACGGAUGGCAGCAACUGGUGCGCUCCAUACAUCGGCUGGCAGAAGGUGUACAACAACGAUCUGAUGGCGAUCGGUGGGCCGUAUGCGCAGCAGAUCCUCGGGGGUGAGGCAGCCCUAUGGACGGAACAGUCCGACAGCUACACGUUGGAUAAUCGUCUUUGGCCGAGAUUGAGCGCACACGCCGAAAGGUUGUGGACCAAUCCGCGGGCUGGUUGGCAAAUGGCUGAAGCACGUAUGCUCAUGCACCGUGAACGCCUGGUUGAGGAAGGAAUCGCAGCGAACAGCAUUCAACCGAAAUGGUGCCUACAGAAUGAAGCCAACUGUCCAAUCGGGGGCGACGGAGGUCGUUCGUGAAAAAGCCUAGUCCUCUCGUCUAGUGGACUUGAUCAAAGGGAACAAAAAUGAGCAUUGUCUCGAUGAAUUUCAAUAGUUUCAACACACGUCCUUAUAUAUUCUACACGACUAGCUUCUUCCAUAGCCUUUAACGCCGUUAACUAGUUGAUUCCAUGCCACAGUUUAGAGAAGCACCAACAAAUGUUUGAGUAUAUAAAUAAAUGAUACUUGUUUAUUGGUUACACUUGA